This is a messenger RNA of Rasamsonia emersonii CBS 393.64, 2382 nucleotides long. RefSeq names its product alpha-1,2-mannosidase. The record is from RefSeq and is a predicted model, not a curated record. NCBI's taxonomy places the organism in Eukaryota, Fungi, Ascomycota, Eurotiomycetes, Eurotiales, Trichocomaceae. The coding region runs from base 1 to 2382 and encodes 793 amino acids. The transcript has 6 exons. Gene Ontology annotation, cellular component: nucleus; cytosol. Gene Ontology annotation, biological process: protein deglycosylation; protein quality control for misfolded or incompletely synthesized proteins; carbohydrate metabolic process. Gene Ontology annotation, molecular function: peptide-N4-(N-acetyl-beta-glucosaminyl)asparagine amidase activity; carbohydrate binding.
AUGAAGUCGCUCCCUCUGUCCCGGACGCUUGUCAGCGCGUCCGUCGCAGCUCUCCUGACGGGCGCUGCAGACGCCCGGCAGGCGCUGAACAAGUCCUUCAAUGUGCUGGAUUACGUCGAUCCCCUGAUCGGAUCGGCCAACGGAGGUCAUGUGUUUGCUGGCGCCUCGCUGCCUUUUAGCAUGGCCAAGGCGGUUGCCGACUCGGAUACCGACAACCAGGGCGGCUUCGCGACCGACUCGAACCACAUCACGGGCUUCUCGCACAUGCACGACUCAGGCACUGGCGGAGGCGCGUCGUUGGGCAACUUCCCUCUCUACCCCCAGACCAGCUGUCCGAACGAUGACAUCAACCAGUGCGUGUUCCGCUACCAGGAUCGAGCCAUUGGCUUCCUCAACGAGUCCGUCGUCGCGCGUCCGGGCUACUUCAGUAUCGCGCUGGAGAACAACAUCCGCGCCGAGAUGACCGUGUCGAACCACACGGCGCUGUAUCGCUUCACCUUCCCCGCCAACAACGGCGCCGCCGCCAACAGCUCCAUCAGCCCGCUGAUCUUUGUCGAUCUGAUCGAUCUGCCGCAGUCUCGAUCCAAUGGCACGGCCACCGUCGACCCGUCGACCGGCCGGCUGUACGGCAACGGCACCUUCAACCCCAGCUUCGGCAUCGGCACCUACGAUCUGCAUUUCUGCGCCGAUUUCCAGGGCGCCAGGGUCCGCGACACCGGCGUGUUCGUCAACAACCGUGCCGGAACGACGCCCAAAACCGUCAAGACGAUCAACGACGGCGUCAACAAUGACGAGUCCCUGUCUGCCGGUGUGUUCACCCGCUUCUACGCGCCCGCCAACAACACGAUCCUCGCGCGGGUCGGCGUCAGCUUCAUCAGCGUCGACCAGGCCUGUGCCAAUGCGCAGAAGGAAAUUCCGACCUUCGACUUCGCCAAGACCCAGAAAGCUGCCGAGCAGGCGUGGACGCAGAAGUUGAGCGUCAUCAGUGUCGACGCCAGCGGUGUGUCGGACGAGUUCCAGACCAUCUUCUGGAGCGCCGUCUACCGGGCGAUGCUGAGCCCGCAAGACUACACAGGCGAGAAUCCGCUCUGGAACAGCACUGAGCCGUACUACGACAGCUACUAUUGCAUCUGGGAUUCCUACCGCAGCAUCCAUCCGCUGAUCACCUUGCUGGACCCUCUGUCCCAGUCGCGCAUGGUGCGUAGUCUGGUCGAUAUCUACCGGCACGAGGGCUACCUCCCCGACUGCCGCAUGUCGCUGUGCAAGGGCUACACGCAGGGCGGCUCCAACGCGGACGUCGUCAUUGCCGACGCGUAUCUCAAGAACGUCACCGACGUCGACUGGGCCACGGCGUACGAGGCGGUCGUCAAAGACGCCGAGGUCGAGCCCUUGAACUGGGCGGUUGAAGGUCGCGGAGGCCUGAGCAGCUGGAAGACGCUGGGCUACAUCCCGACGGACGACUUUGAUCCGUACGGCAGCGGGCCGCUGACGCGCAGCAUCUCGCGCACGGUCGAAUACGCUUACAACGACUUUUGCAUCGCGGAGAUGGCCAAGGGACUGGGCCACGAGGACGACUACCAGAAGUACAUCAAGCGCUCGGGCAACUGGCGCAACAUGUUCAAGGCGGACCAGACGUCGCUCAACUUUACGGGCUUUUUGCAGCCGCGCUAUCCGAACGGGACAUGGGGGUUCCAGGACCCGAUCUUCUGCAGUCCGCUGCUGAAUUUCACGUCCUGCUAUCUCAACCCGGCUGGCCAUGAGACGUAUGAGGGGAGUUCGUGGCUGUACACGUUCUACGUCCCCCAAGACAUGGCAUCCCUGGUGACUGCUCUGGGCGGCCGCGAAGAGUUCACCAACCGCCUGUCAUACUUCCACAACUCUGGUCUCCUCUACGUCGGCGACGAGCAGGCCUUCCUGCCGGUUUUCCAAUUCCACUACGCAGGCCACCCAGGGCUGUCGGCGAAGCAGGUGCACGCCUACAUCCCGUCGCAAUUCAACACCUCGACGAACGGCAUCGCCGGCAACGACGACAGCGGCGCGAUGGGCUCCUUCACGGCGCUUAGCAUGAUGGGCAUCUGGCCCGUGCCCGGCCAGAACGUGUACCUGCUGACGCCACCCUUCUUCCGGGAGGUCAGCAUCCGGCACGGCAUCACGGGCAAAGUGGCCACCAUCCGCAAUCUCAACUUCGACCCGACCUACAAGAACAUCUACAUCCAGAACGCGACGCGCGAUGGCAAGCCGUGGACCAAGAACUGGAUCGCGCACGACUUUUUCCUCGAGGGGGGUGUGCUCGAGCUGACGCUGGGCAGUACGGAGAGCAGCACCUGGGGGACGGCGGUGGAGGAUCUGCCGCCGAGUUUGUCGUCGUAUGAGGUUGCGUAA